Colias croceus (clouded yellow) is the source of this 2877-nucleotide messenger RNA. It is a transcript of the gene Hmt-1, whose product is annotated as ATP-binding cassette sub-family B member 6. Gene Ontology annotation, cellular component: membrane. The transcript has 17 exons. Gene Ontology annotation, biological process: transmembrane transport; heme transport. Gene Ontology annotation, molecular function: ATP binding; ATP hydrolysis activity; heme binding. Lineage: Eukaryota; Metazoa; Arthropoda; Insecta; Lepidoptera; Pieridae. Bases 177 to 2744 code for a protein of 855 amino acids. The record is from RefSeq and is a predicted model, not a curated record.
UUCAAAAGUGAUCUCAACAUAAUAUAAUGAAUUCGUAUUUAUUUAUGCGUCAAUUUUUUUGCGUCUUCGUCGUUCAUUUCUAAUAAAGUUUUAUGUAAAAGGAAGAAUUACAUUCUUGCCGGUAAUAACGAGGUUUGUUUUAUGUUCGACGUUUCAAAUCUUUAUUCAACUUUACAAUGGAGUAUUGUCCGCCAAACGUAACAUUGGGUGAAAUAUGGGUGGACCAUGGGAUUUCACAAUGUUUUAUGGAAACAGCUAGUGCAGCCUUUAUAGGAGUGUUUCUCCUCAUAUUUGGUGUUAUUCAAAUCAUUAUGUAUAAACGCUAUGCCACUGAAGUUAUGGAUGUUCGGUCAUCAAAAUUGUUUCUAGUUCAACUAUUUUUCACAUUAUUUGUGCCAGUACUAGCUGUGAUAAGGUUUCUGCUUCAGGCCUUUAUGUUUGAAGGAGGACACAUCUAUGGAUAUAUGAUCGUAGCGUUGGUGGUGAAUCUUAUAGUUUUUCCGCUGUCAGCGUACUUGGCGUCGCUUGAGAGGCGAUUUUUGUUGCCUUCAGUGCCGCCGAGGGGACAUGGAUUCGUUUUGCUCGUAUUUUGGGCUUUGAUAUUCGUGUCCGAGAACUUAUCGUUCUUAAAUCUUAAUAAGGAAGGAUGGUGGUGGCAUCUAAAGAACCUCCAAGAUCGCUUGGAAAUGGCAUUAUUCGUAGGGAGAUAUGUGUCUUGUAUGAUCAUGUUCAUAUUGGGAAUGAAGGCUCCAGGUAUUAUGCACCAGUUCGAAUAUCUUGAGGGAGAAGAUGGUAAUAGAAGGAACUUACUUCCAAGGGACGAAAAUAGAUCUACGUUUCGGAAUGUUUUUAGCAAAUUACGAACACUUUUACCUUUCCUUUGGCCAAAGAAGAGUCUUUGGUUGCAAAUCUAUGUGCUUAUAUGUAUUUUGGCUCUAAUUGCUGGAAGAGUAAUCAAUUUGUAUGUUCCCAUCUAUAAUAAACUUAUCGUGAAUAGUCUAUCAAUACCGCCCCUCGAGUUUCGAUGGGACCUGGUGGUGAUUUACGUGCUCUUUAAGUUCCUGCAAGGCGGUGGUACUGGAGGUAUGGGCUUCCUGAACAACCUACGAUCGUUCCUAUGGAUUAGGGUACAGCAGUACACUACUAGAGAGUUACAGUUAGAGUUAUUCAGGCACCUCCACGACCUGCCUCUCAAAUGGCACUUGUCUCGCAAGACGGGAGAGGUUCUGCGAGUUAUGGAUAGAGGAACGGAUUCCAUAGACAACUUAUUGUCGUAUAUUCUGUUCUCUAUUACACCAACGUUGGUGGACAUUAUGGUGGCUGUGGUGUACUUUGUGUCCCAGUAUAAUGUGUGGUUCGGUGUUAUUGUCUUCUCUACUAUGCUGCUUUAUAUACUUGCGACAAUCGCGGUAACGGAAUGGCGGACGAAAUUCCAAAGGCGUAUGAAUCUAGCUGACAACGAACAAAAGGCUCGGUCCGUAGAUUCACUUCUAAAUUACGAAACAGUGAAAUACUAUGGAGCUGAAUCAUAUGAAGUUGUCUCUUAUAAGGAUGCUAUUGUACAUUAUCAGAAAGAAGAAUUCAAAUCGUUGCUUACCUUGAACAUUCUGAACACAAUGCAGAACAUUAUCAUAUGCACUGGCUUACUGGCUGGCUCAUUGUUAGCGGUGUCCAUGGUUGUUCGUACAUAUGAGUUGACGGUCGGUGACUAUGUGUUGUUCGCAUCCUAUAUUGUGCAGUUGUAUGUACCGUUGAACUGGUUUGGAACUUAUUAUAGGGCGAUACAAAAGAACUUCGUGGACAUGGAGAACAUGUUCGACUUAAUGCGAGUGGACUCAGAUGUGAAAGACGCGCUCGGUGCCCCGGAGUUGCUCGUGCGUCGCGGUGGCAUUGAGUUCAAGCACGUGUCCUUUGGCUAUGGACCCGAGAGAUUGGUGCUGAAUAAUAUUAGCUUUAAAGUUGCGCCAGGGUCUACUGUUGCGUUGGUGGGUCCAAGCGGAGCCGGCAAGUCCACAAUUAUGCGUCUCCUAUUCCGUUUCUACGACGUGAACGAGGGCGCGGUGCUGGUGGACGGGCAGGACGUGCGCACGGUCACGCAGGCCUCGCUGCGGGCCAACGUCGGCGUCGUGCCGCAGGACACCGUGCUCUUCAACAACACAGUGCGGUACAAUAUCCAGUAUGGAAGAUUGGGCGCUUCCUCAGCGGACAUCAUAGCGGCGGCGAAGAAUGCUGACAUUCACGACAGAAUACUUACAUUCCCUGAUGCAUAUGAUACACAGGUUGGCGAACGUGGUCUACGUUUGAGUGGUGGUGAAAAGCAAAGAAUAGCUAUAGCUCGAACGUUGCUCAAAGAUCCAGCUAUUGUGCUGUUGGACGAAGCCACGUCAGCGCUCGACACCAAUACGGAGAGGAAUAUUCAGGCGGCUUUAUCACGUGUGUGUGCAAAUCGUACUACAUUAAUAAUAGCGCACAGAUUGUCAACUAUAAUCCACGCAGAUGAAAUUUUAGUACUUAAAGAUGGGGAAAUUAUUGAGAGAGGAAACCACGAACUGCUACUAGCGCAAGGCGGUUUUUACGCAUCAAUGUGGCAACAACAACUCGAAGCGAGAAACAACAACGGCAACGGGAACAACAAUGACAACAACGCUGACGGUCAGAACAACAACAACAAUAGGGCGCCGCAAGUCAACGGUUACGCUAUGACGGGCCACGGUCACGGUCAUGGUCACGGUCACGGUCACUAGCUGGAAAUGGAAUAGAUUAGAAGUGGUACGAAUGUUUCUUUUAGAAUAGGGUUGUAGGGAAGCGAUAUUUCGUUGAUGCAUCUAGAAGAGAAGGACUAAAAGAUUAUUCUGUUUUUUUUUUUUUUUAUUUAAU